AUGGGUCCAGUCAUCGUUACAGCGAAGGUGUUCAUGCAGACUCUGUGGAGUCUCAAAGCAGACGACGGCAAAGCCUGGGGAUGGGAUCAACCUUUACCAUCCUCACUUACAACGUACUGGCAAAACUACUACUCGCAGUUACCUCUUCUGGAGCACCUUCGAGUUCCUCGAUGCAUUGUGCUACCCCAAUUCGAUACGAUACAACUGCAUCUGUUCUCUGACGCAUCGGAACACGCUUAUGGUGCUUGUGCAUACUUCCGGUCAACAGAUUCCUCUGGCGCCAUUUAUGUCGGUUUCCUGACAGCCAAAUCUAAAGUUGCCCCACUGAAGAAGCGUAGCAUACCAAGGCUUGAGCUUUGCGGAGCACUCGAAGCAGCUCAAUUAUACCACAAAAUAUCCUCAGCAUUCGGGCAAAAGUUUCAGACGUUUUUCUGGGUCGAUUCAACUUCUGUGCUCGCUUGGCUGAAGGCAAGCCCUUCUGUUUGGACAACAUUUGUCGCAAACCGCGUUUCCAAACUCCAGCUUUCGACAGAGGGUACAUCCUGGAAUCACGUCUCUGGUCAGCAAAACCCAGCUGAUCAUAUCUCGAGGGAUAUCGAUGCUCAAACGUUGAUUUCAUGUGAGCUAUGGUGGCAAGGACCAGAUUGGCUUCGCUCGAAUCAGUGGCAACCAUCAUCGUCGACAUCCUCCUUUGAAACCCAGUUAGAAUUCCGUACAUCGAGGCCCGCAGGUCUGAUGACCACAACCACAACGACAUUCCUCGACUCUUACAUAGAACGUUUUUUCAAAAUAUCAAACCAUGCUGCGCGUGACAGCAUUCUGCAUGCGAUUUUGCCACAAUUCUCGGAAGGGGCGACUCGGAAGUGCCAGGCUUUUCUUUCAACCACAGAAAUCCGUGAUGCUGAAACAACUCUCAUCUGGUGGGUUCAAGCUCAAGAGUUUCCAGAGUGCAUUGAAGCUCUGCGAGCUUCAAAAUCGAUCCCCGCCGAAUCCCGGCUUAGAUGGUUUACACCGUUUCUGGAUCCGAGCCAAAUAAUGCGCAUAGGAGGACGAAUUGACAGAUCGCCGCUAAACUACGAUGCUAGGCAUCAAAUUUUGCUUCCCUACAAUCAUCGUUUUUCCGCAUUAUUGGUCGAGUGUCUUCACGAAAGAAAUCUGCAUGCUGCUCCGCAAUUGCUCGUGGGAUUACUCCGCCUGAAGUACUGGACCAUAGGGGCCAGAAACCUGGCCAGAACCAUCGUCCAUCGCUGCCUAAUCUGCGUCCGAGCUCGCCCUAAAUUGGUGGAACAAUUUAUGGUGGAGCUGUCAAAGGAACGCAUAAGCGCAAGUCGUCCUUUUACGAUAACGGGAGUGGAUUACUGGGGCCCUAUUUUCCUGAAACCUCCGCAUCGUCGUUCAGCAUCCAUCAAAUCGUUUGUAGCAGUUUUCGUUUGCUUCAGCACAAAGGCCGUGCACAUUGAAAUGGUUUCGGACUUAACUACAGCGAAAUUCAUUCAGGCUCUGAGACGCUUCGUCUCGCGUCGGGGUCCACCUUCCGAUCUACAUAGCUACAAUGGCAGAAACUUUCUCGGUGCUAAAAACGAAUUGCACCGUCAUCUUCGCAAUCCAGAGUACAACGAGAAGGUAGCAAUUGAAUGUGCCGAUUGCAACAUCCGUUGGCAUUUCAAUCCACCGAGGGCAUCGCAUUUCGGCGGGCUAUGGGAGUCCGCCAUCAAUUCAGCACAAAAACACUUCGUCCGUGUGGUCCGGGACCGCGCUCUGGCAUACAUGCACACCCUAUUAUGCCAGAUAGAAUGCUGCCUUAAUUCACGGCCAAUCGUUGCCUUGAGUGACGAUCCUUCCGAUUUCGAACCGCUGACACCUGGUCACUUCCUGGUUGGUACAUCUCUUAAGGCGGUACCAGACGAAAAUCUAUCCGCAGACACGGUUCAUUAUCUGAAGAAGUGGCAACUCGUUCAGAAACUCUUCCAAGAUGUGUGGCGACGCUGGCACCUAGAAUAUUUGACAACGUUACAACACAGAGUUAAAUGGUGCAACCCACCUUUUACGAUACGGGAGAACCAGCUUGUCCUAUUGAAGGAAGAAGGAAUUCCACCGAUUCGUUGGCCGACAGCUAGGAUCUCAAAAAUCCAUCCAGGGGCUGAUGGAAUCACUAGAGUGGUAACACUUAAAACUCCCAAGGGCUCGUGCACUAGACCGGUGGCGAAAAUUUGCCUGUUGCCGAUUACAUCAGCAUCGGAGGAAUAA
Molecule: messenger RNA, 2247 nt
Organism: Uranotaenia lowii
Lineage: Eukaryota; Metazoa; Arthropoda; Insecta; Diptera; Culicidae
Exons: 1
Coding region: 1-2247 (748 amino acids)
Biological process (GO): DNA integration
Molecular function (GO): nucleic acid binding
Source: RefSeq, a predicted model, not a curated record